AUGUCUGCUCCUUCUCUCUCUGCUCUCCCCGAAGAGCUUCAGAUUCAGAUCUUGGGAUACAUAUACAAAUAUUCCCUCAUCGACCUUCGUCUCGUCAGCCACACAUUCUGCCGCCUCAUCACACCAAUGAUCUUUCGCGCCAUCCGUUUCCGCGCUCAUAGAGAUGAGCCACAGCGUUUCAUCAACAUCGCCAUGACGGAACAUCUCAGAUGCCACGUGCGAGAAGUCACUUGCGAUACAUGGACAGGAUCUUUUCCGAUACAUAAACGCCGGGAGUUCAUAGCCAAGUUCCUCGAUGCUAUUCCUUCCAUCUCCGUGUUUCCUAAACUCGACACUUUCAACAUACGUCUGGAGCACGAUAGAUCUUAUAUCUACCAAGAUACGCAACAAAGAGUGUUGGAGAUGGUGUUUCACUGGCUGGAGAAUGCCUGGAAGGUACAUGAUUAUGUUCACAAGGACACAAGGACUUCACCUAAGUUGACCAAUCAACAGGCUCAGACUGGCACUCCACAUCCUAUCAAGACCCUGACGAUCUCGAAUCUUGUUGAUGUUAGCCGCAUCAAAGCGCUUCCUGCUUUUCAAUCAGUCAUGAACUCGGGAGCUCUGAAAGACCUGCGCAUCAGCGUAGGUAAUCUUGAUGACCCUCAAGUCAUCACUACAAAGCAGAAGAGCAGCCAAAAUAUCCACCACGAUCUUCUUGAUAUAGUACUCGCCCCCAGCAUCGCCAGCAAUCUCCAGGUCCUGUCCCUGUUUUCCCCAGACUUGUGGGGAUGGCUUCCUAACACUGACUUCCGCCUGAUUGGUGCCAACGAUAUGCCCAACCUCAAGGUUCUCGCUUUGGGAAACUUUGAGUUCAGUCAAUGGUGGCAAGUCGAGUGGAUCGGAUCCCUUGGCAUGGAGAAGCUUUAUCUCGAUGAUUGCACAGUUCUGCACUCGGAUCGCAAUCGGGCGGUUUGUCUUUGUCAAGAGGAGGCCGAGCGGGUGAAACGUAAUGCCUGGCGUGAGGGCUCAACCUACCAUACACACACCCGCUGGCACCACAUCUUUGAACACUGGGCCAACACCAUGCCGAACCUCCGCGUCUUUAAAAUCGGACAGGGCUGGGGCCUAGACGGCGGCAGUGCUUGGAAGGCAAUUGAUCCGACCUACGAGGGGGAUUUUUACGAAUACGUCGAAGAAGACCACGAGGUUAUAUUCCAGCCGUUCCAAGAUACCAGCCAUCUGCACUUUGAGUGUCCUCACCCCUUUACCACGGGCACUGGAAUUCGACGCUAUGGAUCUGAGGCGGUUCAGGAUUUUGGCGCGGUUUUCCAGUACGUGGAGCAUGUUGAGGAUGGGGGCCACCCUUAUACUGAUAGUCCUGGUGAUGGGAAGGAAAUCAUGAGGGUUAGUUGCGAGGAGAAGGACAGGGAUCGGAAGGCAUUUGAUAAGUUUCUGACAGUUGUUGAUACGAGGCGAAAAGGGCUGGUUGGCAAGGAGUAG
Fusarium subglutinans is the source of this 1482-nucleotide messenger RNA. RefSeq lists its product as uncharacterized. The transcript has a single exon. NCBI's taxonomy places the organism in Eukaryota, Fungi, Ascomycota, Sordariomycetes, Hypocreales, Nectriaceae. Gene Ontology annotation, molecular function: protein binding. The record is from RefSeq and is a predicted model, not a curated record. Bases 1 to 1482 code for a protein of 493 amino acids.